Molecule: messenger RNA, 4010 nt
Organism: Neomonachus schauinslandi (Hawaiian monk seal)
Lineage: Eukaryota; Metazoa; Chordata; Mammalia; Carnivora; Phocidae
Product: TLE family member 4, transcriptional corepressor
Exons: 21
Coding region: 61-2433 (790 amino acids)
Biological process (GO): regulation of DNA-templated transcription; negative regulation of canonical Wnt signaling pathway
Cellular component (GO): transcription regulator complex; nucleus
Molecular function (GO): transcription corepressor activity; protein binding
Source: RefSeq, a predicted model, not a curated record
GGCCAUUAAAGCCAAUGAGCCGCGCGCCUCUGCCCAGCGCAACCAACUAAAUCGGUUUGGAUGAUUCGCGACCUGAGCAAGAUGUACCCGCAGACCAGACACCCGGCACCGCAUCAGCCUGCUCAACCCUUUAAAUUUACAAUUUCCGAGUCCUGUGAUCGGAUUAAGGAAGAGUUUCAGUUUUUACAGGCUCAAUACCACAGCCUGAAGCUGGAAUGUGAGAAACUCGCCAGUGAGAAGACAGAGAUGCAGCGGCAUUAUGUCAUGUAUUAUGAGAUGUCCUAUGGGUUGAAUAUAGAAAUGCACAAGCAGGCAGAGAUUGUCAAGAGGCUGAAUGCGAUCUGUGCACAAGUCAUUCCCUUCCUGUCCCAAGAGCACCAGCAACAAGUGGUGCAGGCUGUGGAACGGGCCAAGCAGGUGACCAUGGCCGAACUGAACGCCAUCAUUGGGGUACAGAAAAAUAGAAGUGAAACACCUGGAUCAUUGAAGCUAUUGUUUUUGCAACAACUCCAGGCCCAGCAUUUAUCACAUGGACAUGGUCUACCGGUGCCUCUGACCCCACACCCUUCGGGGCUUCAGCCCCCUGCCAUUCCACCCAUUGGGAGCAGCGCCGGCCUUCUGGCCCUCUCUAGUGCCCUGGGAGGCCAGUCCCACCUGCCAAUUAAAGAUGAGAAGAAGCACCAUGACAAUGAUCACCAAAGAGACAGAGACUCCAUCAAGAGCUCUUCGGUAUCCCCGUCAGCCAGUUUCCGAGGUGCCGAGAAGCACAGAAACUCCACAGACUACUCCUCUGAUAGCAAAAAGCAGAAAACUGAAGAAAAGGAAAUUGCAGCUCGUUAUGACAGCGAUGGCGAGAAGAGUGACGACAACUUGGUGGUUGACGUUUCUAAUGAGGAUCCAUCUUCCCCUCGAGGGAGCCCAGCACACUCCCCGAGAGAGAAUGGCCUGGACAAGACACGCCUGCUCAAGAAAGAUGCCCCCAUCAGUCCAGCCUCUAUUGCAUCCUCCAGCAGCACUCCUUCCUCCAAAUCCAAAGAACUUAGCCUUAAUGAAAAAUCUACUACUCCUGUUUCAAAGUCCAAUACCCCUACUCCACGAACCGAUGCACCCACUCCAGGCAGUAACUCCACUCCCGGAUUGAGGCCUGUGCCUGGAAAACCACCGGGAGUCGACCCCUUGGCCUCAAGCCUCAGGACACCGAUGGCAGUCCCGUGUCCGUAUCCAACCCCAUUCGGGAUCGUGCCCCACGCCGGGAUGAACGGGGAGCUGACCAGUCCCGGCGCCGCCUAUGCUGGGCUACACAACAUCUCUCCGCAGAUGAGCGCGGCCGCUGCCGCUGCCGCCGCGGCCGCCGCCUACGGGAGAUCGCCGGUGGUUGGAUUUGAUCCACACCAUCACAUGCGCGUGCCAGCCAUACCUCCAAACCUGACAGGCAUUCCGGGAGGAAAACCAGCAUACUCCUUCCACGUUACUGCAGACGGUCAGAUGCAGCCUGUCCCUUUCCCCCCCGACGCCCUCAUAGGACCUGGAAUCCCCCGGCACGCGCGCCAGAUCAACACCCUGAACCACGGGGAGGUGGUGUGCGCCGUGACCAUCAGCAACCCCACGAGACACGUGUACACGGGCGGGAAGGGCUGCGUCAAGGUCUGGGACAUCAGCCACCCCGGCAACAAGAGCCCCGUCUCUCAGCUCGACUGUCUGAACAGGGAUAACUACAUCCGUUCCUGCCGAUUGCUCCCUGACGGUCGCACCCUCAUCGUGGGAGGGGAGGCCAGUACUCUGUCCAUCUGGGACCUGGCGGCUCCCACCCCGCGCAUCAAGGCAGAGCUGACGUCCUCGGCCCCCGCGUGCUACGCCCUGGCCAUCAGCCCCGACUCCAAGGUCUGCUUCUCGUGCUGCAGUGACGGUAACAUCGCCGUCUGGGACCUGCACAACCAGACGCUGGUGAGGCAAUUCCAGGGCCACACAGACGGGGCCAGCUGUAUUGACAUUUCUAACGACGGCACCAAGCUCUGGACGGGCGGCCUGGACAACACGGUCAGGUCCUGGGACCUGCGCGAGGGGCGGCAGCUGCAGCAGCACGACUUUACCUCCCAGAUCUUUUCUCUGGGCUACUGCCCCACCGGAGAGUGGCUGGCCGUGGGGAUGGAGAACAGUAACGUGGAAGUGCUACACGUCACCAAGCCGGACAAAUACCAGCUGCAUCUCCACGAGAGCUGCGUCCUGUCGCUCAAGUUUGCCCAUUGCGGCAAAUGGUUUGUAAGCACUGGGAAGGACAACCUCCUGAACGCCUGGAGAACACCUUAUGGGGCCAGUAUAUUCCAGUCCAAAGAAUCCUCGUCGGUGCUUAGCUGUGACAUCUCUGUGGAUGACAAAUACAUUGUCACUGGCUCUGGGGAUAAGAAGGCCACGGUUUAUGAAGUUAUUUAUUAAGGACAAAUCUUCAUGCAGACUGGACCCCUUCUCCUUGUAGCACUUUGUUCUAUCAUCCUCUUCCCCCUGCAUCUAAAACCAAGGAUUUCAAAUACUCAUUGCAGUUGUGGAGUUUAACCUCGUCUCUCACCCCCACUUCCUCCUUGCUAUUGAAUUGUGAAUACUCAUUAAGAACCUGUGAUACCAAAUCUUCAGCUCUCUACUUGGAAGAACAUGGAAUAACCAUACUUAACAGUGAUGGAAUCUUUAAUUAUGUAUUAUAUCUGUAAUAUAUUUAUUUUGUUUAAAGAAGGCUUUCUAACUUUGACUUAAUAAAGCUGUCUGCUCCUGCAUUGAUAAUGAAGAUGCGUUGUAUUUGAUACCCCUCCCCCCUUUUUUUGCAAAGGAGGGGAAAGGAAGGUUUAAAAUAAUUGAUGAAAAAUGUCACUAAAUGUAGACUAAGGACUGUAUAGAGAUGUGAAAUGUAUAAUUACCUAUGGAAGCAAUAUGUUGCUGUGUUGUUAGAUUUUCUUUGUUUCUGUUUUCUAGUUAUUUUAAAUGUUUGGAAAUUUGAACAAUUUGAACAUGACAGGCCACGUCGUAUUCAUUUGAGUCUAUUUGGACAACUUUAACCAAUAUAUCUGUAGGUUUAGAUUCUAUUUGAUAAAAGUAAUUGGACUUUUUCUUUUUUUUCUUUUUUGACUUGUUGACAAGUGUCUUUGUAAUAAGUUUUUAAUUCCUUUUUUUUUAUUGUAUUAUAGACAGAUGAACAAAUUAAAUUUGGCCUAAAGAGAGAACUUAAUCCCUUCUGGAUAUUUUUGCCACGUUUCUUUGCAAAGGGAGAUGUAUACCUUUGGGCAGUUUUGUCAUUACGAGAAAUUAUGGGCUAUUUUUUGGCAUGUUCUUUGGGAACUGCACAGAUUCGGGGGAGGAGUCCUCCUGCUGUGCAAGUCAAGCCUUUUACAAAAUAAGGACAGCAGAGGAGAUUUGCAAGGACCACCCUCUGAAAACCAGAAAGAAUGGACUCUCACCUGGGAUGAGGACUUGCUUUCUUUACCUCCGGUUCUUUCCCUGUCUUAGUUGGAUGUCCCCGAAAUGGACACAGGCUGUGCCUAUUGUGCCAGAAACAUUGUGUUACCUUUUAUGUUGUUGUUGUUGCUGUUCAACUAUGAUAUGUGACUCCUUUUUUUAUUAUUUUUUUUGUUUGAAUGCUUUAAAAAUCUUCUAAGUCUGUGGAUCUGCUGAUGUACAGUGCCUUUGCUGCUAUGGAUCAAAAUCAAGAGAACUGUGUAGAUAAACUUUAUUGUAUAAGUAGCAAAUUACUUAAUUUCAUACUAGAAAUGGAUGGAUGCUGCAAGUUGAAAUGGACUGUCCAUUGACGUUCCUAAUGUGGUAGCAGAAAAAAAAAAAACGGUGUCUUAAGUGCUUAGUGUUUGAUGUCAUUAACAGUUUCGUAAAACUCUACAGUGUAGAAAGAUUUUGAUACUAAACUGUGCAUUGUACAUAGUUCUAAUGCAUCGUAUUGACCACCAGUACUUCUAUAAUGGUAGAUUGUUUGUGCAUUCAGACUUUUAAGCAUUAAACAUAAAUAACUUCUA